AUGAAAGUCGCAGGUUGUGGCAUUCAUGGUUUUCACGAGACCGUCGGUCUCGAUGUUGACGAGAUACGAGUGUUCUGGACCCUGGAGAGCGAUGAGUUUGCUGAACAAACAGCAUAUCGUGUUGUGAUCUCCACAUCAGAGCCUGGCGUUGCUGCUGAACCCUCCCCAGACGUCGACACCGGCAAAGUGUCAACAGACCAGCAGCGAAAUGUCCUCUGCAAACCCAACGGUGGUUUUCGCUCAACAUGCAACUAUUACUGGAGAGUGACGGUGUGGGAUGGGGACGAUGUCGCUACGCACUCUGAGAUUCAGACCUUCUUCACCGCGUACCCACGAUCCCAGCUGCUGCCGCCCUACUCCAUGAACCAGAAGUACAUGCCACAUUCAAGUCUUAUCUUUCGCACAUGGUUUGAGGAUAUCGAAAACAAGUGGAAAGCUGUAUGGAUAGGUGACGGCGGCGACAAGCCAUUGUACCUUCGCAAAGGCUUCAACUUAGCUUGCAAACCAACCAAGGCCAUAGCUCUUGCAUCAGGUCCCGGACACUUUGAUCUACACGUGAAUGGUCGACCUGCUUCUGAUCAUGUUAUCGAUCCUGGUUGUAAGUGUAGUCAUACGUCUGCAUAUCGUAUUGUACUAACCACUUCCNNAGGGUCAAAUUAUCAUCGGACUGUUCAAUACGUCGGGUACGACUUGACAGCACACUUAACAGCUGGAGAAAACGUCCUCGCAGCGCAUCUAGGCAACGGCUUCUAUGCUGGUAGCGGUACAGAGGAAGACAGGUUCUUCUGGCCAAUGUACGAAGACAACACUUAUGUUCGCUAUGGCAAUGAGUUGUGCUUCUUUGCAGAGCUCCAUCUGUCUUACGAAGAUGGUACUCAUGAUAUCAUACACACCGAUCCAUCAUGGAAGGUCCGCAAAAGCGCAACCACACUUGCAAACAUCUAUGCCUCCGAAACGCAUGACAUGCGUUUGUAUCCCGAUGGAUGGACAUCCCCAGGCUUCGACGAGAGUGAAUGGACUCCUGCAAAGCCUUUGACCGGACCUCGUGGAGUACUUCGCUAUCAGAGUCAACCGCCUGUUGUCCUGCACGAUCGACUUGAGCCAAAGUCUACCUCGAGUCCCCGCCCUGGAGUUGUCUGCUUCGACCUUGGGCAAAACGCUUCUAUCAUGCUUCAUCUGUCUGUAGUAGGACCAGCAGGCUCUGAGAUCAUCGUUCGCUACUCAGAAACAGCAAAUGCCGAUGGAACAGUUCUAAUGCCUGACCCAUUGUUCAAGGACUUCGAGACCAAGGUUUACUCCAAGAUCUAUCUGGCUGGAACUGGCGCACCUGAAGAUUGGCGUCCUGACUUCUCGUUCACCGCCGCUCGCUACAUCCAGCUUGAGGGUGUUGCCAUGGAGGAAGGACAGGGAUUUCCUGUUGUUCGAUCUCUAUAUGCAAGACACAUCUCCUCUGCAUCUCAACGCGUCGGUUCGAUGAAGACGGAUAAGGAAGAUGUAAACGCAUUGAUCAAAGCAUCUCAUUGGUCGCUAUCGAGCAACAUAUUCAGCUACCACACCGACUGCCCGCAGAUCGAGAAGUUCGGGUGGCUUGAAGUGACGCAUUUGCUUGCUCCUGCUUCGCAAUACAUCUUCGGGAUGGAGGCUCUCUACACCAAGAUUAUCUACGACAUGAUCGACGCUCAAGAGCCUAGCGGUCUUGUUCCAACUAUGGCGCCAGAGAUCAGAUACAUGUGUGGGCCUCUGCAUGAUACAAUAUCUUGGGGUGGAGCACUCUGCUUGUUGCCGGAGCUGCUGGUAAGAUACUAUGGCUCUACUUGGGUCAUACCACAAGUCUACCCUGCCGCUGUUCGGUACAUGGACUACAUGAAGAUAAAAGAACGCCUCGGAGGAUUGAUUGAACACGGACUAGGAGAUUGGGGCCGUGAUAUUGCUUGGGGCAACCUGCAAGCCAACAUCGAGACCGCAUACUACUACAAGUGCCUGCAGAACACAGCAAUGAUGGCCAGGUACCUUGGUCGUACUUACGAAGCUGCCAAGUAUGAGGACUGGGCUGCGCGUGUCCUCAGGGUCUACAACAAGGAGCUUCUUGUCACAGAUGACAAAGACCUGCCUUAUGCCUACUACACCUCUCGCGACAAUAUCGGUCAAAGAGACUGUCAAGCUGUUGCUCAAGCCUACGCUUUACAAUUCAACAUGGUGCCUUCGCAGCGCAUCUCCUCCGUCCAGAAUGCCUUCCUCGCAAGCAUUAGCGACAACCGCAUUCGCUCGGGUGAGCUCGGCCUGAAAUGCAUCUUCGAAACUCUCAUCGAUCUACGCCGCCCCGACAUUGUUUUAGCAAUGGCAAGACAGGAAGAACAUCCCAGCUACAUGCGCUUCCUUCGCAGAGGCGAGACCACUUUCCUGGAGUUCUGGCAAGAUGAGUGUCGAUCUAAAAGCCAUGAUCUGUUCUGCACCAUCCACGAAUGGUUCUAUGCUGGUGUGUUGGGCAUAAGACCUCAGGGAGAUGCGUACAAGACGUUCACAAUUGAGCCGCCGUAUGACUCGGAGUUCAAGGAUGUUGAGGGUCAUGUGGACUGUCCUUAUGGUAGAAUUGAUGUCAAGUUCAACCAGACUGCUGAGAGAGUGGCUCUUGAAGUCUCAGUCCCAGUGGGUACUCAAGCUUCGAUUCUUAUUCCCAGAAGGGUUGGGACUUCGUUUGAAGUACUUCGAGGCCGUGAGACUAUCAAUGUGGAGAGGGAUGGGCAAUACGUGGUGUUGAAGCAUGGCAGCUACUCUAUCAUAUUCCGGUAA
Molecule: messenger RNA, 2790 nt
Organism: Aureobasidium musti
Lineage: Eukaryota; Fungi; Ascomycota; Dothideomycetes; Dothideales; Saccotheciaceae
Source: the annotation of a GenBank genome assembly